Pleuronectes platessa (European plaice) is the source of this 630-nucleotide messenger RNA. Its product is annotated as dual specificity protein phosphatase 19-like. The coding region runs from base 1 to 630 and encodes 209 amino acids. Gene Ontology annotation, molecular function: JUN kinase phosphatase activity. The record is from RefSeq and is a predicted model, not a curated record. Lineage: Eukaryota; Metazoa; Chordata; Actinopteri; Pleuronectiformes; Pleuronectidae. The transcript is spliced from 4 exons. Gene Ontology annotation, biological process: regulation of MAP kinase activity; protein dephosphorylation. Gene Ontology annotation, cellular component: cytoplasm.
AUGCAGUCCCUGACUGAGGAGAUCCAGAGCUUCUCUCGGACGCGGCUGAGGAAGCAGUGCACACGCGUGACGUCACUGAGCGGCCGCCGCAUCAUCGAGACCUGGAAGGGUUCGACCAUCACUGUGGUGGAAGACCCCGCCCCCCCAGAGAAGAUGCUGGGGUACGUCCCGGACACGUCCUGGGACCUGCAGGUUGGAAUCGUCAAACCCUACCUGCUACUGGGUUCACAGGAUGCUGCACAUGACUUUGGAACUCUGAGAAAACACAAGGUGUCUCACAUCCUGAACGUGGCCUUCGGCGUGGAGAACAUCUUCCCCGACCUGUUCAUCUAUAAGACCGUCAGUAUCCUGGACCUCCCUGACGCUGAGCUGCUGACUCACAUCCAGGAGUGUUGUGACUUCAUCCAGCUGGCCCGCUCAGAGAAGGGCGUGGUGCUGGUCCACUGUAACGCCGGCGUGUCCCGGGCGCCGUCUGUGGUCGUCGGCUACCUGAUGUCAUGUGACGGCCAGUCCUUCGAUGAAGCCCUCUCAUUGGUCAAAUCGUCUCGGCCUGCCUCCUCCCCCAACCCCGGUUUCCUGGAGCAGCUGAGGAGCAACAAGACGCCGACGGUGAACAGACCCAGACGCUGA